UUCUCUUUUUCUCUCUCUUCACUCUCUCAGAGCCCUCAGAAUUUUCUUUUCCCACUUGAACAAGUUUCCUUCUCCCCAAACAGCCUUCACGACCACCCCUUUUGAUUCUCUUUCUCUUUAGAAUGGAGGACUGUAACGAUAAUGGGAAGCGAGUUCGGGAUGACUCGCCCGAGUCCGAGACUCACCUGGUUGACUCUCCCGAGUCCAAGACUCGCCGGGUCGACUCGGUAUCUGACUCGGGUGUUAACUCGUCUGUCUCUCAACUCACCCGGGUUGACUCGGGGGAAUCGGGUCGUGACUCGUCCCUUGACUCGGCCUGUGUUACCGAGGUGAAUCUAGAAGAUGACCUUCUUAACAUACUCGAUGAUGCAGCAGAUAGCAUGCCCGAGCGAAACCCGGCGAUUCAGGGUCUGGACUCAGUGAUUAAGAGCUUCGAGGAGGAAAUACUCGCAUCGGGUUCGGACUCGGGUCUAGUGGACCCGGAUCCGACAAUGGUGCAAAUGGAUCCGACCCUGGUGCCCGAUUCCGGCGAGUUACAGCAGAACCUCGGUUAUCUUUUCGAAGCUUCCGACGACGAACUUGGGUUGCCGCCGACGGCGAUGCCAGGAGAGAAGGGAAUGCCGGAGGACGAGGAACCGGGUCGGGUUGGCCCGGAAGGGGUGGACUUGACCGGGUUCUUGGGGUUUGAAGACGAUUUUCCAAACUACGAUGCGUUCGGGUUUGGGGGCGGGUUGCUGGAGGAGUGCGACGGCGACAACGGCGGUGCUGGAGGUUUGGUGAUGGCGGAUGGGUUAUUCGAUUAUUCGGAACCGGCGGCGGAUAGUUUGUGGCGGUCGGAGUCAUUGCAGGCUAUGUAGGAGGUGGUGGUGGUGGUGGCGCGUUUCGGCGCGUGAGAUUUUGUGGUAGUGUUGGGUAAAUGUUUUGUAGGUGGUGGAAAAUGUAAAUCUAAGAAAAAUUGGGUUAAUAUAUUAAAAAAAACAGGGGCAGGACAGAAAAGUAGAUGGUAGAUGUGAAAAGUUUUAGGGUUAGGAUUUGUUUGUUUAUUUUGGUAAAAUGAUGAAUUCAAUUGUGAAACAAAAUGGACUCCAUAUGUGCCGUUUUCAUUUUGUUUUGUUGCUUCAUUUUCUGGCAUUGAUGUUUCAUUGCAUAUUAAUGAUGCUUCCGUUGAUAUUGUUACAUGAUGUAAGUAAAGUUUUU
This is a messenger RNA of Gastrolobium bilobum, 1197 nucleotides long. RefSeq lists its product as uncharacterized. Bases 123 to 857 code for a protein of 244 amino acids. The record is from RefSeq and is a predicted model, not a curated record. NCBI's taxonomy places the organism in Eukaryota, Viridiplantae, Streptophyta, Magnoliopsida, Fabales, Fabaceae. The transcript has a single exon.